CUUUGCUGUGUCUACUGCGAGAAUGAAGACCAUUCUCAGCAAUCAGACUGUCGACAUUCCAGAAAAGGUCGACAUUACUCUGAAGGGACGCACAGUUAUCGUGAAGGGCCCCAGAGGAACCCUGCGGAGGGACUUCAAUCACAUCAAUGUAGAACUCAGUCUUUUUGGAAAGAAGAAAAAGAGGCUCCGGGUUGACAAAUGGUGGGGUAACAGAAAGGAACUGGCUACCGUUCGGACUAUUUGUAGUCAUGUACAGAACAUGAUCAAGGGAGUUACACUGGGCUUCCGUUACAAGAUGAGGUCUGUGUAUGCUCACUUCCCCAUCAACGUCGUUAUCCAGGAGAAUGGGUCUCUUGUUGAAAUCCGAAAUUUCUUGGGUGAAAAAUACAUCCGCAGGGUUCGGAUGAGACCAGGUGUUGCUUGUUCGGUAUCUCAAGCCCAGAAAGAUGAAUUAAUCCUUGAAGGAAAUGACAUUGAGCUUGUUUCAAAUUCAGCGGCUUUGAUUCAGCAAGCCACAACAGUUAAAAACAAGGAUAUCAGGAAAUUUUUGGAUGGUAUCUAUGUCUCUGAAAAAGGAACUGUUCAGCAGGCUGAUGAAUAAGAUCUAAGAGUUACCCGGCUACAGAAAGA
Messenger RNA from Pongo pygmaeus (Bornean orangutan), 630 nucleotides. RefSeq names its product large ribosomal subunit protein uL6-like. The coding region runs from base 23 to 601 and encodes 192 amino acids. Gene Ontology annotation, biological process: cytoplasmic translation. The transcript has a single exon. Gene Ontology annotation, cellular component: ribosome; cytosolic large ribosomal subunit. The record is from RefSeq and is a predicted model, not a curated record. Gene Ontology annotation, molecular function: rRNA binding; structural constituent of ribosome. NCBI's taxonomy places the organism in Eukaryota, Metazoa, Chordata, Mammalia, Primates, Hominidae.